Xenopus laevis (African clawed frog) is the source of this 2785-nucleotide messenger RNA. RefSeq names its product stromal interaction molecule 2 (gene stim2.L). The coding region runs from base 380 to 2617 and encodes 745 amino acids. The record is from RefSeq and is a predicted model, not a curated record. The transcript is spliced from 12 exons. NCBI's taxonomy places the organism in Eukaryota, Metazoa, Chordata, Amphibia, Anura, Pipidae.
CCAGAGCUGAUGCUGCCAUAACGCAGCUGGGAUACACUCGCGCUAACGGAACGUCUACGAGAACUCAAAGCAAACGGAACUUAAGCAACAGCUGGAAAUAGUCGGCCAGCCGCCGCUGAUGGACACAUUAUAGCUGUUGCUAUUACUCAGCCUCUUCCCCGGCGCCCCCACCCUCCGCAGUGGGCGGGGUUUAAGCGUAACUCCUCCUACGUGCUGCGGCCUCCCCCGCCUGCUGACGUGUGCGCGCCAGACUGGCAGCUCAGCGAGCGAGUGAGUUGGGGGUGGGGAGCGCGCACCGGGUGUCCGUUCGAGUUAUAUCCCGGAGAGGCGCGAGAGGGCUCGGCCGGACUAACCUCGCGUUCCCUUGGGUUGGAAUGUGAUGAGCGUAGUGGAAGCGGCUAUAAGGGCAGCCAUGAGUGGCAGGAAGAAGAAGAGGAGACUGGUGCUGCCGCAAUGGGUCUGUGCUUGUGGGGCGCCCGAGAACAAAUCCCCCGGUGUGUGUCUAGCGCUGCUCCUGGCUGUGCUGCUCCUCCUGCCGCCCGUGUCCGUGUGUACCUUGUGUGAGGCCGGCGGGCCCCGGAGGAGGCGGGACACUCCUGCACUGCUCACAGACCCUUUUAAUUCUUUGAGUCCACCUGUCCUUACUGAAGAUGACAGGUCCAGCCUGGAGGCAAUUUGUACAAUCCACAAACAAAUGGAUGACGAUAAAGAUGGUGGCAUCGAAGUAGAGGAAAGCGAUGAGUUUCUUCGAGAGGACUUGAACUACAAAGAUGCCUCGCAGAAGCACAACCAUUUGCACAGAGAAGAUAAGCAUAUCACAGUUGAAGAUCUGUGGGCGCAAUGGAAAACCUCUGAAGUUCACAACUGGACCGAAGAGGAAACGUUGCAGUGGUUGCUGGAAUUUGUAGAGCUCCCUCAGUAUGAGAAGACCUUUAGAGAGAAUUCUGUGAAAGGGACAACUUUGCCCAGGAUAGCUGUUAAUGAGCCCCCAUUAAUGAUCUCGCAUCUUAAAAUUACUGAUCGGAGCCACAGGCAAAAGCUUCAGCUGAAAGCGAUGGACGUUGUGUUGUUCGGGCCACCAACAAGACCUCCGCACAACUGGGUUAAGGAUUUUAUCCUGACAAUUUCUAUUGUGAUCGGAGUUGGAGGUUGCUGGUUUGCAUAUACACAGAACAAAACUUCCAAGGAGCACAUAUCACAGAUGAUGAAGGACUUAGAAGGGCUGCAGAAAGCCGAAUUUAGUCUUCUUGAGCUUCAGGAAAGACUAGAGAAAGCUCAAGAGGAGAACAGGACAGUGGCAGUAGAAAAGCAAAAUCUUGAGCGUAAAAUGAUGGACGAAAUCAGCGAUGCUAAGCGUGAAGCUUAUCGGCUCCGGGAGUUGAGGGAAGGGGCAGAAUGUGAAUUGAGUAGGCUUAAAUAUGCAGAAGAAGAACUAGUACAGGUUCGCAUGGCUCUGAAAAAAGCAGAGAAGGAGUUUGAACUCCGGAGCAACUGGUCUGUUCCCGAAACUCUGCAAAAAUGGCUUCAAUUAACGCAUGAAGUGGAAGUACAGUACUAUAAUAUAAAGAAACAAAAUGCAGAAAUGCAGCUUGCCAUUGCCAAAGAUGAGGCAGAGAAAAUAAAGAAGAAGAGAAGCACAGUGUUUGGGACAUUGCACGUGGCACACAGUUCAUCCUUGGAUGAGGUGGACCAUAAAAUCCUGGAAGCAAAGAAAGCACUGUCUGAACUGACAACCUGUUUGAGAGAGCGAUUGUACCGCUGGCAGCAGAUAGAGAAGAUGUGCGGCUUUCCAAUAGUACAUAACUCGGGUUUACCAAACCUCACAUCCACCCUGUACUCUGACCACAGCUGGGUGGUAAUGCCUAGAGUUUCCAUCCCUCCUUAUCCUAUUGCUGGGGGUGUUGAUGAUCUGGAUGAAGACACACCUCCAAUUAUUUCCCAGUUUCAUGGAUCCAUCAUAAAAACUCACGGGACACUUUCAAGAAGCAGCAGCGUGUGUCGACAUCGAAGGAGUAUCGUUCCGCCUUCUCCCCAGACCCAGCAUGUCCUUCAGUCACCUGAUCCAGAUAUCGUAUCAGUGUCCAGCUGUCCAGCUUAUUACCGCACAGAAGAAGAGGAGGAAGCCAUUUAUUUCAUCGCUGAAAAGCAGUGGGGAACACAAGACACUGGCUCUGAAUGUGACUCUGUAAGUUCCUCAGUGGGGAGAAGACAAUCAAGCUUUGAAGCGCAGCAGGUCAAUGCACGGAAAAUCUCAAGAGAGGAAACAUCCUGUGAGGAAUCCUUAUCUGGAGAUUCUCCUUCAGCAGCAGAAGCUCCCAAGGCAUGCCCUGAUGCUCCCGGCCUAUCAGAAAGCCAGAGCAUGGUUUUUAGCCCAGCUAGCAAGGUGUAUAAUGGUAUUCUGGAGAAAUCCUGCAGCCUGCACCAACUCUCCAGCGUCUUACCCACCUCUAAGCCGCCCCUUCCUUCUUUCCCUUCCAACGCAAACGACAGCAAACCCAUCCAAGAAGUUCACGGAAUUCCCGUGGUCAAGAAUACGCCACACGAGCUGUCCCAGAACGGAGAAAAAAACAAAAAACAAUCUAAAAUCAAAGUCCUUUUAAAGAAGAUCUCAAAGUAAAUUUUAAAAGUAAUAAGAAAAAAAGAAAAGGCCAUUCAACUUUAAAACUUGUGUAUUUUUAGGAAUGUAACUCCAGUGAGAGUUUUCGGACUGGGAUGUUCUAGUGGAAUGCUCCGAAGUUUGUCUACUAUUUUAAAGACUAUUAAAGAAGAAAAAAAAAAAAAAAAA